This is a messenger RNA of Astrephomene gubernaculifera, 2354 nucleotides long. The record is from the annotation of a GenBank genome assembly. NCBI's taxonomy places the organism in Eukaryota, Viridiplantae, Chlorophyta, Chlorophyceae, Chlamydomonadales, Astrephomenaceae.
GGCAGAGGCAGGCGCAGGCGGCGUGGAGGAGGAGGAGGAGGAGCAGGACCCGCACUGGCCGCACUUUGAGGCGUUGCAGGGUUCUGAAUUCUUCGCUGCCAUCGCGGGAGAUCCGCUGCUUGCUGCGGGUGCUGGGGAGGGGCAGGAGGAGGAGCGGGCCGAAGGGGCGGCCGACGGUGGAGGAGAAGAGCAGCGGCUGGGGGGCAAGGUAUACUUUACAGUGUUCGAGCCGCGUCUGGAGCACCUCCGCUGGCGGGACCCCUCCUCCGCCGCCGCCGGCACCCGAAGCAAUCGCCGUGGCAGCAGCCGUCCUGGCAAGGGGGGGAGCAACCCCUACAGCGACGCAUCCGCCGCCGCCGCCGCCGCCGCUGCUGCUGCUGCUGCUGGUGGUGAGGCGGAGGCGGGCCCUUCACAUGCCUUCGUGUACACGUUCUGGUUCUUUUACCCCUUCAACGGCUGCUCCAACCAACUCAUGGCCACUCGGUUCGCCGGCCGACAGCAGGGGGCGGAGUACUUCCUGUGUCCGCUGGGGGUGCAUGAAGGCGACUGGGAGCAUGUGAAGGUGUACGUGUGCCAGGACGGACUGGCGGCGGCCGCAGACGACCCAGCUGCCGACCCCUCCGCCGCCAUCGCAGCACUGCAGUACAGCCAACAUACCUGGCUGCCAACGUACGACUGUACGGCAGGCGAGUGUUCCUUUGCCCGCGACCCCUCCUCCGGCCAGCUGCGCCCCCGCGUGUAUGCCGGCCUGCACAGCCACGCCAACAGCCCCACCACCAGCAACCUGCAUGUGUAUGCAAAGAUCAACUUCAAGCAGCUGCUCAACUUCGACGGCAUCUACGUGGCGGACCGCUUCUCCCCCUCCGGCCCGCUCUUCGUGCCCUCCCCCGCCAACACGCGCUGGCUGCCCUUCCCGCAUGAGGCUGAGGCUGGGGAGGAGGAGCGGGGCAAGGAGCUGGCGUGGACGGCAUACAUGGGCAACUGGGGUGUGCCGCUCACCUCCCCCAACUUCUCCCUCACCUGCCUCACCGCCAACCUCACCUCCGCGGGCCCCUGCGACAUGCGCAACCCGCCCGUGUUCAUCCUGGACCGCCUGCUGGGCGGGGUGGGGGUGGCGCCGCAGGACAUGAGCUGGGUCCCCGUGCUGUCCCCCAAGCGUGUGGCCCCCGAGCUGUCGGAGCCCAUCAGCGGCCCGCUGGUGCGCCGAGCCGCCUCCGCAGCCUGGGAGCGGGAGCUGCUGGCGCCGCUGUGGGACGACCGGGAGCCGCUGCCCGGGCUGGGGGGCCUCAGUCUGGCGGCACUGACACGCGACACGUCAUCCCUAGCCUGUCCCCUGUCAGAGGAGCCCCGCCGCGGCUCAGCGGGCGCCGGCUGGGGACCCGCGGCCUACAGCAGCUACCUGACCGGCGGUGACGGAGUUGACCCACGGGUCACUCGGCGGCUGCGAUUGUUCGUUGCAGCCGCCUCGCUUGCGGUGGUUGCGGCGGCGGCGCUGAGUGCGCUGGUGGUCAAGUGCAUGCCACUGAUCCUGGCGCCGCACCACCAGCACCCCCCGCACCACGAUCACCACCGCCACCGGAGCCACCAUCACCAUUUACAUCACCAGGACGACGCAGCAGGCACCACGACAACGACCCCGCAAGGUGCGCGUACGUACGGCCUCGUGUACGGCAGGAGCUGCCAAGAUCUAGCGGCGUCGUACGCCGCAGCCCUGCUGUACGACAAUGAGGGAGCGGGUACGGAGUCGGACGUGCUGCAACCUCAGCAACGACAUGCCGACAGGGCGUUCAGCAACAACGGAAUUGCGAGCGGGCAGACGCGGAGACAACAACAGCAGCAGCAGGAGGAGGGUCCUGCCGGGGCACCUGCAGUGGAGACAGUGACCCGAGAAGGGCGUGGUAGUGCUGAUGGCCGCCGGGGUACCAGAGGCACCAAGAAUGGAUCCACCUCUUCUUGUUCGUCCUCAUCUCAAUGGAACGACCGUUUUAGCUCGUACGGCACAAGCGAGGACGAGAGCUAUGAAGGGGAGGACGCCUCAAGGCCGUUACUCGGCGGCGCCGGGGGCGAGGAGUCUCAGCCGUUACUGCCGCCGGUUUCCACCUCCGGCCGAGGCGGUGGCGGCGGUACGACGGAUGAGUACGAGUACGACAAUCAUGCUAGCGAACACGGCAGCGACCAUGGCCUAGAGUACGACAAGCGCAGUCUCCUCCGUCGGCCCUCCCGUAGUUUCAGCCUUGGCAGCGGCAGCGGCGGGGGCGGCGGUGGUAGCAGGCGGAGCGGCCUGCGUCAGCGGGUGGUUGAGGGGGUUCGCGCGGCGGGGGCAGCGGUGCUGCGGCCGCUUCGGGCGAUGGUGG